UUUUUUCUUCUUCUUCUAUCCGGUUAUGGAAGUCGGCCAGAAAGGCAUUUAAACGCAGCUGUGCUAAGAAAUACGUAAAUCCUCAAGUGAAGACGCAAGUCACCUGCCCCAUUAUAGCCACAUAAUUAAAAGAUGCCGGUAGCUGUAGGUCCGUAUGGCCAGACCCAGCCAAGCUGUUUUGAUCGGGUCAAGAUGGGCUUUAUGAUGGGGUUUGCUGUAGGAAUGGCUGCUGGUGCCAUGUUUGGCACUUUCUCCUGUCUCAGGAUCGGUAUGCGCGGGAGGGAACUAAUGGGAGGAGUUGGGAAGACCAUGAUGCAGAGCGGAGGGACAUUUGGGACCUUCAUGGCCAUUGGUAUGGGCAUCCGCUGCUGAGGAUAACCCCAUGCACCCUCACACAACUAUACAGCAAUGGGACUUUUCUAAUAACUAAACUCCCAGCUCUCGGUCUGCUCAAUGAUGUCAUGCUCCCAACCUUCAGUCUAGUUUUGUCAAUAAAAGUUGAGAUUUAUCAAAUGGU
Messenger RNA from Melanotaenia boesemani (Boeseman's rainbowfish), 517 nucleotides. RefSeq names its product reactive oxygen species modulator 1 (gene romo1). The transcript is spliced from 3 exons. Bases 133 to 372 code for a protein of 79 amino acids. Gene Ontology annotation, biological process: protein import into mitochondrial matrix; protein insertion into mitochondrial inner membrane. The record is from RefSeq and is a predicted model, not a curated record. NCBI's taxonomy places the organism in Eukaryota, Metazoa, Chordata, Actinopteri, Atheriniformes, Melanotaeniidae. Gene Ontology annotation, cellular component: TIM23 mitochondrial import inner membrane translocase complex.